CUCCCUCCGCCUGCGCGGGAGGCGGCGGGGGCUGGGCCGCGCGCUGCUGGUGCCGCAGCAAGCUUGUCCCCCCCGCGCCACCGUCGGCGCGGCCGGCCGGGGUGAGAGGCGACGGCUGCGUCCCCGGAAGCAGCGGGCGGCGGCGGAGGAGGCGGGGGCGGGAGUGCGGGCAGCGGCGGCGGGAGCGGCCUCCCCACCCCCUCCCGCGGCAGGAGGAUGGUGCAGCGCCCGCCCGCACGGCAGCCGCGCCGCCUGUGAGCCCCGCCGCCGCCUCCGGGCCCCACCCGCCCGGCCCGGGGGGCUUCUUCCCCCUUGGGGCGCCGGUGAACAAUCAGAAUAAUGUUCAGCAUAAACCUGUUGGAGAACCUGAAGGUUUACAUCAGCAGUCGACCUCCACUUGUGGUCUUUAUGAUCAGUGUAAGCGCUAUGGCAAUAGCUUUUCUGACACUGGGUUAUUUCUUUAAAAUCAAGGAGAUCAAAUCACCAGAAAUGACAGAGGAUUGGAAUACCUUCCUCCUGAGGUUUAAUGAUUUGGACUUCUGUAUAUCUGAGAAUGAAACCUUGAAGCAUCUCAUCAAUGAUACCACAACUCCAGAAAGUACAGUGACAAGUGGGCAAGCGAGAUCUUCUACGCAGUCUCCACAGACUCUUGAGGACUCUGGUCCAAUAAACAUCUCUGUUACAAUCACUCUGACACUGGACCCGCUCAGACCAUUUGGCGGCUAUUCUCGCAAUGUCACACAUCUAAGUUCCACAAUUUUUGGACACCAAAUUGGACUCUCAGGCAGAGAAUCCCACGAGGAGAUAAAUAUUACGUUCACCCUGCCAGCUGCUUGGAACUCGGACGACUGUGUCCUCCACGGUCACUGCGAGCAGGUUGUGUUCACGACCUGCAUGACUGUGACAGCAGCCAGCAGCGUGUUUCCCGUCACAGUUCAGCCACCACAUUGUGUUCCUGAAACGUACAGCAAUGCUACACUUUGGUACAAGAUCUUUACCACAGCCAGGGACUCUAAUACAAAAUAUGCACAAGAUUAUAACCCUUUCUGGUGUUACAAAGGAGCGAUUGGAAAAGUGUAUCAUGCUUUAAAUCCCAAGCUAACUGUUAUAGUUCCAGAUGAUGAUCGCUCUCUAAUAAACUUGCAUCUCAUGCAUACCAGUUACUUUCUUUUUGUGAUGGUGAUUACAAUGUUCUGCUAUGCAGUUAUUAAAGGCAGACCAAGCAAACUGAGGCAAAGCAAUACAGACUUCUGCUCUGAAAAAGUUGCUUUGUCAGAAGCAUAAUCCAUCCUCUCCUUUUACUGAAAAUGACUGAGAACCGUAAUCAUUGCCUGCUGAACCCAGAAUGGGUCCUAACACUCUGUGAAUACAUUAUCUUGCAAUGUUGGUUUAUUCCAACCAAAGACAUUUCAAGUGCCUGUAAUUGAUUUGUACAUAUUUAUAAAAGUAUAUUCAGAAUAGGUCAGACGAUGCACUUGUUCCGCAUUGUAGUGCGGCCGGAAACUUUCAGUCUUUACCUGUGGACAUAGCCGAAUGUUUGUGUAGAUAUGUUUAGUGAUAUGGCUACAUAUAGUCAGAGCAAGAUAUUUUUGUCUAGCUGCAUCUGGGCAGGUUAAGAUGCCUUUGCAAAUGUCUCAAACAAACCAACAAAUAUUUGUUUUUUGCCCAAUGAUAUGUACAGUGUGUUUGAAACAGUAUGCACCUUUGAUAUAAUACUGCAUUUCCAAAGCCACCAAUCUACUACAUGAAUUAAACGUGUAUUUGUGUGGCCUAAUCUUUUUCCAUUUGCUCCUUGCUUGCGAGAAAAGAUAUCAACAUUUUUAGAUUUUUUUUGUUUUUGAAAAGAGAAAUACAUAUUCACAUUUUAAUAGUGCUGUAUUUAGGACAAACUUGUGCUUUUAUUCAUAGUGAGAAAUUAAGAAGUGAAGUCCCAUUUUAAAAUCUUUCUUAUUGAAAAGUGCUAAGUUUGAUUUUUCAUUUGGCCUGCUAAAUGCCAGAGAUUCAGUCAGUGUAGAGGUUAUCUGGAAAGCUUUCCACUUGGCCUCCCUUCUGCAGCCCUCAAAUCUGGAACAUGCAUCUUUGCUGCAGAGUAGCUUUCUGUAAACUUUUUUUCCUAGAAAGUGAACCUUAAUAAAAAGAUGCAUUGCAUUAACAUUGUGUUGGGGCUCUGCACAGCCUCGGGCAAGUGCAAAUAAUAAGAAGAAAAGAAAUCCCAUAGUCUGUAAUAGAGCUUCAAUUUGAGACUCUCCAUCUCUGAAGGGCAGCUGGAAAUGACACUUUUAUUAGCUGUGUUCAAUUUCUAUUUAAUGCUGUCCACUGAGGGGAAAAUGACAAGGAGAGAACUAGGGCUGUUGUGAUUCAGGUCGAAGAAAACAUACAGUAAAACUCAUACUGUUCCCUGAGUCCAUUCUUAAAUCAGAGGAGUUUUUAUGAUGUGCAUUUCUCCCUCUUCCAUUCUAGCUUUUGCUGUUUCUUUCUAGCUUGUUAUUCAGUAAGCUCCUUAAUUUUCAUGAGUCACGGUUUUCCUGCAGAGAUUUCCGCCACUGCUUUUAAAAUCUCACUGGUUGCCUUAAUUGACCUUUCAUCUUAUCUUUCAGCUUUCCUGUCAAGUAGUAUAACUGUAGGUCUGUAAACAUGUGCAUAUACUUUUUUUUUCUCCCCUUUGAUAAGUUCAGCCCUAAGUAUGAACGCAAAACAAUAAACCCAAGUUAAAAUCCUGCAGUCUGUUAUACUAGGAUAAGAUUAUUAGUUUAUAGACACUAUUGUGAAUGGUACCCUACUGGUCUGCGGGCCUGUAUGUAUAGGACUCCAGUAAGUUCUUAAAUCUUCAGAGCAUUCAAAGCAAAAUAGUCACACCUUUCUUCAGAACAUGUUUCCAUUAUAGCAUUUCAGUUACUUAUGUGGUGUUAACUAACAUGCAUUUUUCUCCAGGGAUGUUAAGGCAAAGCUUUAGAGAUGGCCUAGUUUGAAGUCUAGGGAUAAAAUGAAGCUUCCAGUUUUCUCCUGAUGAUGCUACAGACUAGUACUGCCUCACUGAAAUGAACCAGUAAAGUGAGAACAGGUAGACAGUUUCUCAUGAAAAUUGUCUGAGCUGUUCCUAACUCAUGCGUACCCAGCCUUCAGCAUUAGCAUUCACUUCUAGAGUUGCCUAAGAGGGUGGCUUGAUCCGGGGACCAAAGGCAGGGAGAGGAAACUGAGUGGGGUUGUACUGCGGAUUCUGGAAGUAGGUAGGAGUUACCCAAGUUAACAUGAAUCCUUUAAAUAAGAAACCCAAAUCUUUUGUGUUUCAGCAAACCAAAAUCCAACUCCAAAUGUCCUAACUACAACUUGGUGUGUUGGGGAAAACAAGGAUUUUUUUUUUUUUUUUAAUCUGGUUUUGCUAUUUGGUAAUUAGAGGGGUCUGCUUUGCAAUGUAUCACCCACUGUAUUGAAAUACCCAGAAAUACUAAAAAUGUGAUCCACAAAUGCAAAGGGGAAAAUGUUAACGAGAUGUGGUUUUUGGCCUUAGCUUGUUAUCCCUUUGCCCCGUGUAUUGCAGCAAGGAGGUAAGGGUGUCCAUCCGGUUGAAAUGCUGCAAUACUGAGGAAUUUUGGAUUGUACCUAGGCGCAAUGUACACAAGUUAAAUGCAGCCAAACAGAAGAGUAAAAACUUAAUAUUAAAGUUCGGAUCAUAUUGAUCUUUCCUUUCUUGUUUUCUUUUUCUUUUUAACUAUGACUUGAAUCAGUUUUGAUUCUAUUUGUACGUGUUUUCUUGUUCUUAGAAAGCUGCCAUUUUCUGUUGCGUUUUUCUUUGGCAUUACAUAGAAAAUCUGAGCCUUGGUUUUCAACCCUCUGCAGAUGAUUGUGGGGUUAAGAUGGCUUUUUUUUUGUUUUGUUUUGUUCUUACAUUUCACUUGUCUUGUUGCAUGAUGGUUAAUAGCUGAUUUGGAAAUGACAUUUCUCUCCUAGAUUAAUUUUGUGUUUGUAAGAUGUGCAUAUUGCUUUGCAGAAUAAAAACAAUGAAGUUUA
Dromaius novaehollandiae (emu) is the source of this 4008-nucleotide messenger RNA. RefSeq names its product transmembrane protein 248 (gene TMEM248). The record is from RefSeq and is a predicted model, not a curated record. The coding region runs from base 340 to 1284 and encodes 314 amino acids. NCBI's taxonomy places the organism in Eukaryota, Metazoa, Chordata, Aves, Casuariiformes, Dromaiidae. The transcript is spliced from 7 exons.